AUGCGUUUCAAAGCUACCAUCCAGAACAUCCACACCUUUACCAAGUUCACUGCUUCCCUAGCCUCCCUAGGUCCCGUUGCCUGGGUACGGCUCGACGAGCAUGAAGUCCGCUUCACCAUAAUCCCCGAACAGGGCACCCAAGUGUGGGCUGUCCUCUCCAUCGACACCAUCUUCGAGCACUACACCAUCCAGUCCGCUGCCGCAAAUGUCAUAAACCUCGAAGUCCCCCUCAUCCCCCUCAACCGCGCCCUCAAGUCUGCCCUCAGGGCAACCUCCGCCUCCAUCCGCCUGACCAAGAAAGCCAACCUCCCCUUCUUAGUCCUGACCAUCACCACUAAUACCUUCAACCGCAAUGCGCUCAGCAGCACGACAGGCGGAUUCGGCGGCGGCGGCGCACACGCACAGUCAGGCAGCACCCACGACACGCGCGACGACAGCUACGACUUCCACGGCGCAAGCCCAAGCCAUGACUUCGGAGGCAGCGGCCGGGAAAGAGAAACGGUAGUGACGCAGGAUAUACCGAUCCGCGUCCUCGGUCAGGCGAGCGUAGAAGGAAUCCACGAGCCGCGGUGCCGCGAGCCGGACGUGCAUAUCCUGCUGCCGCCGCUGAUGCAGCUCAAGAGUAUCAGCGACCGCUUCACGAAACUCGCGCUUGGGUCCCGCGACGGCGGCACAGGUGGCACAGGUGGCGGCCGGAGCGCCGUGGCCAGUGGACUGGGCCCGCGGCUCGAGAUCGCGGCGAACAUGCAUGGGUGCUUGAAGCUCAAUAUCAGGACCGACGCGAUGAAUAUCUCGAGUGUGUGGACCGGGUUGAGUAAUCCGGAAUUGGAUGCAGGGCAGGUUGAGGGUGGGGAGGAGGGUAUCGCGGCGCAUCCGAGCACGAGAAUGAAGGAGCUGGGGGAUGUGCAGGGGAAGAGCGAGGAGGGGUGGGCGGUGUGUAGGAUUGAUGGGAGGGAUUGGGGGAAGGUGAUGAGUGUGGGACGGCUGGGGGGGAGGGUCAUUGCUUGCUUUUGUCAUGAGCACGCUUUGAUUCUCUAUGUUUAUUUGUCGAAUAAUGAGGAGGGUGGGGAUGAGUCGGUUUUGACGGUGAGUGACUCUCCAGCUGUUGAUUGA
Messenger RNA from Coniosporium apollinis CBS 100218, 1113 nucleotides. RefSeq lists its product as uncharacterized. Gene Ontology annotation, biological process: meiotic DNA integrity checkpoint signaling; nucleotide-excision repair; mitotic DNA replication checkpoint signaling. NCBI's taxonomy places the organism in Eukaryota, Fungi, Ascomycota, Dothideomycetes. The transcript is spliced from 4 exons. Gene Ontology annotation, cellular component: site of double-strand break; checkpoint clamp complex; nucleolus. The coding region runs from base 1 to 1113 and encodes 370 amino acids. The record is from RefSeq and is a predicted model, not a curated record.